GCGACAAUUCCUGCACAUUUGUCCGUCUGAACGCACCGCGGCCCUGUGAGGUAAGCCAGGUGAGAUGAGGUGACCAGCCCGAGGUGACAGCCACGGGACGCUCCAGGACCUCAGCCAGCCUCAGCGCGGAUGGCAUCGCCACCCCCCCUUUUCCUGGGGCCCUCCCCCAAGCCUCCUGCUGUGUGGGGACAGUCCCCUGGCUUCUUUCUGCACUGUCCUGGGACAGGCCCGAGGGCCCUGCCUUCCUGCGGUGGUCCAGAGCACGCUUGUCUGCCCUGCAUGGGUCAGAACCGUGCAGUGGUCUGCACAGGUGCAGUGUUCUGACCCAACACCAAGAUCUGGGUGGUGACCUUGGCCAAGCCCCCUGUCCUUGUCUCUGAAAUGAUGGAGGACCAUGUGUCCCUUAUUGGGUCACUGGGGAGACUUAGAGGCACCGUGUUUGGGAAGUGCCCUAGGAUGGUAGAUGCCUGGGGUCCGGAAGGCAUGGUUCUCACGGGGUCCCCUUGUCCUUGUUUCGGGUGCACUUUGGGUGCCAGGUCACCUCCGGGUGGAACGCUGCACGUGGCGGGCCCUUUUUCCCGCCCUGAUUCCAUGUGCCAGGCUGGGGGCCCCGCGGUUGGGAAAACCUCACGAGUGAGCAGCUGCUUGCGCCGCAGGGCAGCGCCGAGGAGUUGUCGCCCGCCGCUUCGGAGAAAAGACGCCGGAGGAAGCAGGAGCGCGACCGGAAGAAGAGGAAGCGGAGCGAGCUGAGAGCAAAGGAGAAGGCGGCGAAGGCCCCCGACGGGGCGGAGGCUGCCGAGCCACCUCCCGAGGCGCCCCGCGAGGAGGCGCAGGCCCGGCCGGGGCUGCUCUUCAAUAAGGUGGAGGUGAGCGCGGAGGAGCCGGGCGGCAAGGCCCAGCGCAGGAAGGAGAAGAGGCGGCAGCUGAAGGGGAACCUGACGCCGCUGACGGGCAGGAAUUACCGGCAGCUGCUGGGGCGCCUGCGGGCGCGGCGGGCCCGGCUGGAGGAGCUGCGGGGCCAGGACGCGGGCCAGGCCCGGGCGCUCGAGGCCAAGAUGCAGUGGACCAACCUGCUGUACAAGGCCGAGGGCGUGAAGAUCCGCGACGACGAGCGCCUGCUGCAGGAGGCCCUGAAGCGCAAGGAGAAGCGGCGGGCGCAGCGGCAGCGCGCGUGGGAGAAGCGCACGGUGCACGUGCUGGGGAGGAUGCAGGAGCGGCAGGACAGGCGGCGGCAGAACCUGCGCAAGAAGAAGGCGGCCAGGGCCGAGCGGCGCCUGCAGAAGGCCCGCAAGAAGGGCCGCAUCCUGCCCCAGGACCUGGAGCGGGCCGGCCUGGCCUGAGGGCCCGGCUGCCCGGCCCCGACCCGGCUGGCCGCAGGCUCCGGGUCCCGGCCGAGAGCGGACGCCGCAGCGUGCUGGAGAGCCUUCGGAUUCGGGGCAGGGCUGACCCAAAUCCGGGCUCUAGGCUCCUCGUGUGAGGCCGGGACGCUCCCUGACAGUUGCGGGCUGGGGGGCGAGGGAGCGGCGAGGGGGGAGGGGCGUCUUGGGGGGGGCGCUUCCCUGGUGCCCUCUUCGUCUCCCGUGUUCACAGGAGCAGGACCUGCUGUGUCUGCCCCGAACUCACUUGGGAAGGACAAAAACCAGGCAGCUCCUGAAGCCUGAGCUGAAGAGUUGACGGGCUCGGUAACUGGGAGGAGGCGGGGUCGUCCUUAGGCUGCCUGGAAUUGAGUUAUUCGAAGUUAAUUUCUAAGGUGGGUGAAACCUAGAAUUUAAGGUAAGCACGCACAUUAAAAUUCCUAAGGUAACCACUAAAAGAAGCAGUGUUAGUGAGCUAGCAGGAAGAACAGCAGAGUGGGGUGGACAGUUAUCCAUCUAGGGGGAGGCAGGAGAGAAAGAGUAAAACCUAGAACCGAGCGAGGCCAAUGGAGGGUGCACAGUCAGAGGCACAGUUAAGUCCAAGCCCGCCGGCAGCCAGGAUGAAUGCACGGGACAAAACUCAAUGAAUUUUGUGGUAUGUGGAUUAUAUUUCAGUAAAACUGUAAAUAAAAUUCUUUUGACCAAACUCCA
Molecule: messenger RNA, 2066 nt
Organism: Physeter macrocephalus (sperm whale)
Lineage: Eukaryota; Metazoa; Chordata; Mammalia; Artiodactyla; Physeteridae
Product: surfeit locus protein 6-like
Exons: 2
Coding region: 1056-1340 (94 amino acids)
Biological process (GO): ribosomal small subunit biogenesis; ribosomal large subunit biogenesis
Cellular component (GO): nucleolus
Molecular function (GO): RNA binding; DNA binding
Source: RefSeq, a predicted model, not a curated record